AUGGCUUCGCAAAACCUUGCCAACUUCGCCCUCGACGGUGGUGACCCUCGUAUGGAGGAGAAGAAGAAUCCAGGACAGUACGCCCUCGAUAAUGGCCAUGAAGCUGGUCUUGCAACCGGCUUCAGCAUCGAGGCCGCUCAAGUCCAUAACGACUCUUCCGUCCUGUUCGAGGAGUAUCUCCACUAUGCGAAGAUCACCCGUGCUCGUGAAUACGAGGGGAACCUCAUUAAGCGCAAGGACCCCUGGUCUCUCGGCGGCAUCAUCAAGAAUCGAUUCUCAAAGGGCCAUGUCCAUGAAGUUAAUGCUGUCGUCGAUGGCGAUACCAUUACCACAACUCACAACAACUGGUCUACUGUCACCGAUCUUGAGUGGAGACAAGCUUCCCGUGCUACUAGAACCGCUAGCUGGGGUUCCAUCUUCUUCUUGAUCACAACUGAUAUUCUCGGUCCUUCUGGUGCCCCAUGGGCUUUCUCCAACACUGGCUACGGUCCUGGUGCAGCUCUCUACACGGUUUUCGGUCUCAUGGCUUCCAUUUCCGGCUGGUACGUCUGGGGCGUCUAUAUGCACAUGGAUUCCGACCGCUACCCACUCCGUGAUUUCGGACAGGCCUUCUUCCGUGUCUUCGGCAAGGAAGUGAGACAUAUGAUCAAUGUUCUGCAAAGUCUCCAAAUGUUCAUGCUGGUGGCUGUGCUUAUCCUCAGUCUUGGUGGAUCUGUAUCCCAGGUUUCCAUCGGCAAGGAUGGCGCGAAUGGCAAUGGAGUAUGCUUCAUCGUCUGCCUCCUCAUCAUCGCCAUCCUUGGCAUGGUACUUGGCCAAAUCCGCACCCUGCAACGUUUUGGAUGGCUUGCCAACCUCUCCGUCUGGACAACCGUCAUCACUUCCUUCAUGGCUAUCGGUGUCUCUGCCACCUCCAGCCCUAACUAUGCGACCAUGUUCGGCUCGUUCGGCGGUGCUGGCUCUGCAUAUGGAGACAGGAACUUCCCCAACGGUACAAUGGAAAGCCAUAUUCCCAUCCAAACGUUUGCUGGCACUCCGCCUGACGGAUUCGCAUCCGGUGGAACCGGUUUCCUCGGUACUUACCAGGGUAUUAACACCAUCAUCUACGCUUACGGUGGAGCCAUGCUGUUCUUCAAUCUCCUGGCUGAGAUGCGCAACCCUUGGGAUUUCUGGAAGGGAAUGCUCUGCGCUGAUAUCUUCAUCUAUCUCGUCUACAUGUUCUUCGGUCUCUUCCAAUACUCCUACCAGGGCCAGUACACAUACAACACCGCUAUCCAAUCCAUCAACCCAUACAAUUAUCAGACAGCGGGUAACAUUCUGUCCAUUGUUGGGGGGCUGAUUGCAGCUGCCCUCUACGGAAACAUCGGCAUCAAAGUCAUCUACAACAACGUCUUCAUGGAGCUAUUCCACUUCCCAGCCCUGACCACCAAGCACGGCAAGCUAAUCUGGGUCGCCAUGGUCCCCAUCUACUGGUCCCUCGCCUUCGUCGUGGCCGGCGCCGUCCCCGAGCUCGGCGACAUCUCCUCCCUCGUUGGCGCCUUCUGCAUCGGCAACUUCACUUACACCUUCCCAGCCCUCCUGAAGAUCGGUUUCGAGGUCAAGAAAGGCGCCAUGCUGCCAGACGAAGGCUUUGACGAGAGCACGAAGAAGUAUGUGCGACAUGACGGUGGUCUGAAGAGAUGGUUCAGAGGGUAUCGGAAGAGUUUCCUCCUGACAAGCUUCAAUAUCUUUUACUUCCUCGGUUCCCUGGUCGUGUGUGGAUUGGGUAGUUACUCGGCUAUUAAGGCGCUGAUUGGUGCGUUUUCUGGUGGAAGUGUGACUACUUCUUUCGAUUGCCGAUCGCCGUACGCUGGUUAGAGUGUAAACGGUGCGGGGAAUAGAUUCCGGAGAGGAUGACGAGACCAGAAUCAAGAAUAGAUGUCACGUGCAACACAUUUGUCGCAUCAUUUCUAUCAAAGACAAGAUUCUAGAUAGACUUAUAAUUUGAAUUAGAUCUGUUCUCC
Messenger RNA from Hyaloscypha bicolor E, 2000 nucleotides. RefSeq lists its product as uncharacterized. Lineage: Eukaryota; Fungi; Ascomycota; Leotiomycetes; Helotiales; Hyaloscyphaceae. Gene Ontology annotation, cellular component: vacuolar membrane. The transcript is spliced from 4 exons. Gene Ontology annotation, biological process: amino acid transmembrane transport. Gene Ontology annotation, molecular function: amino acid transmembrane transporter activity. The record is from RefSeq and is a predicted model, not a curated record. The coding region runs from base 1 to 1854 and encodes 617 amino acids.